This is a messenger RNA of Varroa destructor (honeybee mite), 5705 nucleotides long. RefSeq lists its product as uncharacterized. Gene Ontology annotation, molecular function: protein binding. The record is from RefSeq and is a predicted model, not a curated record. NCBI's taxonomy places the organism in Eukaryota, Metazoa, Arthropoda, Arachnida, Mesostigmata, Varroidae.
CCAGACGCCCCGAGUGCAACGCUGAUGGGACGAGGUGGAAUGGACAAAGGCGAAUUAGAUGAUGGGGCCCCUCAACUGCUGAAUGUCGGCUGCACGCUGGUCAUAACCUAAAAUAAACUCAUUCCGCCGUGCACACACUCCUUCUCCGGAUUCCUUGGAAUUUUAGACUCCUGACUCCUCAUACUCGGACGAGAGUGACCAGGAGCAAAAGGACCACGCAGGGCAACAUGUUAAGGACUAGAAGAAAGCUCCUCUCAAAGGCUGUACGGCCAUCACUUCAGAUGUACUCGCGUCUUUAUCGUUGUUUCGUUGAGAACAACAGAAAAGUGCUAAUGAUUUCAACAGAGACUCGACGAGUACCAUCUCAAUGAAAAGGCGGCAAACUCGUUUGGAUUGGUUGGCAUUGUUUCCGUUCCCUUCACUUCGCUAUAUGUUGUGCAAGUGGUAGUCUAACAAUUAUCAUCAGUUGCAAAUCUAGGUUUUAUUUGGGCUUCUUAUUGGUUCAACGGAAUCGGCGACCUGAAGAAGACAAACUUCGAGUUUAGGCGCUGGAUUAUUACCGCACAUGAUGACUGGAGCAGUGGAAGACUUGCGACGAUGCAUUCGCUCAUUGGACGUUAAAAAAGUGAGACGUCUCUUGGACGAACUCCCUGAAGGGAAUUACCAGAACCUCGGCUUGCUCCAGGAGGUGUGCCUCCUUAAAGAUACGCCAACGAGCUCUUCAGCUAUCCGCGAUUUUAUUCUAAUGUUGGUUGACUUUGGGGUUGAUCCGAACUCCGACCCAGCAUCAAGAUGUCAGCCAUAUUAUCUACCUCCCUUAGUAGCAGCCAUAUCGAAUUGUAACGUGACCGCUCUACGCACUCUCCUGCAGUGCUCAACGGAUCUACUACAGCUUAAAGAGGUGCAACUAAAGUGGAUAACUCCUGAGAUGAAAAAUAUCAUCAGACAAUUUCAACCCGGAAUGUGGAUCGCCGUUCAUAGUGGAAACAUUGCCGACGUUCGCAGGUUAAUAAAUUUGUGGGUCAGGAUGGACACCUUGAAGUACGGACAGACCCUGCAGCAGUUAGCAGAGAGCCAGGGCAGCGAGCAGAUUAUCAAACUCAUCUCGGGAAUUUCUCCUACGAUGAAACUGGUUCACCACGUAUUGGCACGAGACGGGCGUAAGGUGAAAACAACAUUACAAGGAUUGUCGGGUAAAUCGACUCCGACUUUGCGUUUAAACCUGCGUCAUCUAGCGGGACAAGGAGCGACCGUCCUUCACUACGCUAUUCGAAAUGGUGACGCCCAGAUUGCCCGACUUCUCGUCGAAUGUGGAGCACAACUAUUUACGGUUAUGACGGAUCCCCAAGGGGUUGAGUGCCCGGUAUUGUUUACCGCUUUGAACGAAUCGCUUAGGCCGGAAAUGGUUGAUGCGCUAAUAUCGAAGACAACUAUGUGCGAAUCGAUUUUACAGCAACUCCUUUAUAAGAGCCAAGGAAUUUUGGAGGUAGCUGUCCGUAAUUGCGUUCCGCUAGAGUCCUUCUGUCUACUCGUAGACCGUAGCGGGCCCCUCGUUCUUGCUCAGCGUAAUUGCCAAAAUCAAACCGCAUGGGAUGUGGCAAACGAGUUAGCCUUGUAUUCAUAUUGCGAUCGUAUCGACGCGACCGUACGCCGUUGGAUCCGGGAGCCUCGUGCGAGACAAGUAUUAGCAUUACAUGGCUAUCCAAGGCUAACUAUGCUUGUCGAACCGGACCAAGAAGCUCAACUUCCUGCCGAUGCUCAGGAUUUCCUAUGCGCUCUUCCGGAAUAUUGGGGAUGGAUUGAAUACUUGUCCAAGUCCAUCUCUAACCAGGACAUCAAGUCGUUUCAAGACUUAUCUGCAUACCAAGGUGAACACCCUGAACUAUUUCGCUGUGAUCUUCUAUGGAAUGCUAGAGUUUGUGGAGACGCACUGCCUCUACUUCACAAAGCAGUUCUCCAUAAGAACAAGUUAAUGGUUGUGGAAAUUCUGAAUGCAAUGGAACCCUUUGAAAGCAUCGAUAUCCUUGUCGAUGAGUACCGUCGCACAGCUUUACAUUACGCCUACGCUACAAAGGAAACUCGACAGACAAAGGACAUUGUUGCAUUGUUGUAUGAGUUUGGAGCAUCUGAACAUUGUCUUGACAAGUUUGGAAGAGAACCGCUAGAUUUCAAAGAACAUUCCGGGACAAGAGCGAUGGAAUCAUACUUGGAAAAGGUACGAGAGCGACAUUCAAUCCCGGCUGAGCUCGAGCGAGAAAUCUGGCGACAGAAAUCGCGUAAAGUACGAGAAUGCAAAGUGCAGACCCAUCGGCAGGUGCAUGCGCAUUGCCACGAUGCCCCAGGUAAAAUUUAUGGCCGUGAAGUGGGGAAAGCUGACAUGCCCUGGGACAACCGUCCCGCAUCGAUGCAAACAACUGAUGAUGAAUAUUCCUGGGGAGGCUGGUGUACUCUUCAAUAGGUUAAGUUCUUGUGAUCAAGAAAAUCAUAUAUUACAUUUAUGUAUUGGCUCCGUUUCAAUGGCCAGACAUUACUAGGUAGAUAUACAACGUAUUACAUGAUACUCGAGGAUAAGGCCGGUAUUUGACGAGCUCAAGGCCCUACGCCAUUAGCUCGUUAUAACGAGUUGAAUCAACAUUAUUCGCCUAUAGCUUAACGAUAUUAGGCUGGGUCAUUCUGCGAUAAGCUAUUUAAGUCGUGCACUCGACGGCUAUCACUAUUAUUAAUAUCACAUACACAGUCUUCUUUUUUAAAGAAGUAGGUGCCUAGCUAUAGAUAUAUUUUAGUGGUCGUUGUGCUUGCCGAUUAUUCAACAGACCGAAAAUUGCGAAGCUACCAUGAAGUUCAACAAGCAGGAGUAAACCUCACAUAAAUUUGUGAUUCCAUUAGAGAGCACCUAAGUUACUUCGUUCGCUCGUAUUUGCGGCCUAUUACGAAAAUUCGUAAAUCGCACUUACCCCUCUACACAUGCUGUUCUACUCAGAAGCGCUUUUGUCCUGUUGUUCCGAUAGAUUUGGUAGAUUUCAACCUAUCAACUGACCUUUGCUACUUUUUCUUUACUAACGCCUAACCAAAGUUAGGUGGCUUAAACGUCACUGGACGUCUCUGUCUUGGAUGAUGCUUGCCGCAAGCAUAUGAGGGCACUAUUAAAAGCGAACGAAUUUAAAAACCUCAUUUAUGCGCAACUUAAUUUUUAAAGUUGCUGUUAUUACCAUUAAGCCCAUGGACUUCCCCGUGUCAACAGGAGGCGUCAGCAGCAACAGAUGAGAACCGGCGAUGAUGUCUUUUUCGGCACCAAUUUUAUUUCAUCUUAAUAUCCAUUUUUUAUAUAUAUAUAUAUAUAUAUAUAUAUGAAAUGCUUGCACGGACGCCUGUGUAUUUUUCCAUUAUGAUCACUGUGAGCCAUCACCGUAUAUUGUCCGAACCGCAUCGUGUAUGAUAAAUAUAUAAAUCAUAAACUGUAUAUUAGCAAAAUACAUGUGUCAUGUGACUUCUUUGUUACCCAAUAAAAGCAACAAAAAAUAGCGAUCCGUUUAAAUAGUCCACGAUGAUAUGCAGGGACAUUGUCUGUUUGAGAAAACUAAUGAAAUGAACGAAUGCUGCAACGAGCUAAUUACGCAUGUGACGAAGAGAACAGCCAGACGUUGCAUGUAUUUGCCCAAGUGUCAGUGGGGCAUUUUCCAGAUGGACGACAUACAGAAAUCAAGCAAGGGCACCUAGACUAAGGGGCGAACAAGCAGCAGGUAAGACGACUCCGUGAGUACCUGUAGUCACUCAUCUGCGGUCGCAUCCGGCUGACGCUUAUAUAUACGAUCCGGUGCGAUGUGAAAUUGAUAGACGCUUCGAAAUUGCUCAAGAAUCAUAAAAAUUUAUGAUAGUAUGAUAUUAGAGCAAAAGGAAAAUCUAAAUCUUAUCGGUCUGAAUACACUAGUAUUAUAAGCUAUGUACAAGGGGUUUACAAACAUAUAGGCAUCAUAAGAAUAGAUGGAGGGCGGCGUUUGUAUUUAUUUUUACGCCGCUAAGAAGAUAAUUAAAAACAGAGGACAACUACCGAUAGCCACUUUAACAGUUGUUAUUCAAAGCGGCUAAUCCUUAUGAAAUUACAAUUUAAAGCAAUUUAUAUCACGAAUGAAAAAUUCGUUUCGAAGGCCAACCCAAACUAGCCUUAACCAAUAUCGAUCUUUUUACGGAACAUGCGUGAAAUCCUGUCAAAUAACGGCGUCAUACCGUUAGACAGGGGAAAUAUCGCGCUUCUUAGGCGGGUCUGCAUUGGCUUAAUCGGUAUGAUGUAAAAAGAUGAAAUGAUCUAGACGUAACUAUUUAGUACGUGGAUAAUGUUAUCAGCGUAUAUGCAGGUCAGAUUCAACCAACUGGUUAUGUGCUGCGGCUGAAGAGAAUUCCAUGUUUAGCAUAUUCUCUCUUGUACCUCAACGAAGACAGUCUAUCGCUAAAAAUUGUGGCCGGCUUCUCUCCAAAUCUCAUAUAAUUCUGAAUGUAUUAUUACUUUUUACCUUGGCCUUUGCCAAAUGAGUGCAUUUUAAAUGAACCUAGACAGAUUUUCCACUGACCUGCUAUGGGCAAGUAACUCAAGCUAAUCGCAACCGUUUUGCGCUUACGAUCAAUCCAGUGGCUACCUAGCAGGUGGUCCAACCGUACGAUUAAGAAUGACAUUCAGUUUCAUUACAAACCUAAGUCCAUACUGAGAACUACAAGUAGAGGGCAAAUUAUAUAAUAUGCUAUUGUAUUAUUCUCUCGAAGAUACUUUGAAAUGCCAGUGUUAUUACGAUACAAGAAAAUUCUUGAUGGUUCGUGAAAAUGAUUAAGUGUGAUGUCCAACCGUAGGGCAAGACCGGAUGAGACUGGGCAAAUAAGUUUACGAAGCCGCCUAUAAAAACGAGCUAUUGCUAAAUGAACAGACUUAGUAAGCGAUAAACAGGCUGAAGUCGACACCUCGAUGUCAGUGUGAGGAACCAUACUCUUCCACUGCUAUAAGAAAAACAAAUAACGAUACGUACAUCCUUUCCUUCUCUCUACGAGUCAUCUGCGAAUGGAGCCCCAAAGACGCCUAACGCUAUUCGCGUGCUUAAACGAUUAACAAUAAAUAGCACAGGAUAUGGACUGCUGCAGAUGGUCACUAUAACUUCAAUAAACCUCCGCUGUUCGAUGAGAACCAUGAAGAAGAUGUAACACUACUUAAUAAGAAACUUUAUGAGAACUUGCAUACUCAUUGUUAUAUGUAACCGAAAAUGGAACAGACUAUAAACCGGUUUAGGAGUAUUCAUCUAGCAAAAACUCGUUAACAACUACGGAAGACGGACAAAUGAUGAACAAAUGACAACUAACUAAUAAAAUAUAGAAACAAACAAAAAAAAAACGAUUGUACUCGGAGCUCUGUUUGCCUAGUUGUUGCUAUCUACGGCAUCGCUAUAGGCGUCAUGUAUAAUUCACACACCACUGCGUAACCUAUGAGUAGCUUUUUUUACUGGAUUAUUAGUUGAUCUACUUGUGAUAAGUUCUGAGAUCUGACACAAGUCACUUACUUUGAAAUACUUGAGUAGGUGAUUUUAGCCUCACUGAUGGUUGGACCUCCUCAUAUUCUGUUUAUAUUGCUAACGAAGGUAUGAUAACUUGAAGUUGAUGUUUACCCUGCGUACGUAUAAUCUAAUCUGCUUAUUAGCAAUAAUUUGUUAUUAGUUGGGUGUAGUGUU